UGGCUUCGGCUGCGCGCGCUAAUGCAGUCGGCCGUCAACCGGCCGUCGCGAGGCUGCUUUUCUCUUUCUUUUUCUCUCUCUCCUCGGGUGAAUUUCGCCGAAUUCGAGAUCCAGCUGGAGCCGAGCCAAGCGCUGAGAUAUGGAAGGUGGCUGAGAGAGCUGCGCAGUUAAGAAAGUGCGAGGAAUGAAAUGCUUGUGCAAAUCAGCCGACUGAUCGGCGGCUCGGGAUAUUGGAAAGGGACGCGUUCUGUGCUCCGCUGUGCCCAAGUGCCAGAUAUCAGCUGCUGUCCGCUUCUCGUAUAAUACACGACUCCGAGGCCUUUUUUUCGGCUAAAUUUUAUGUAUACACACGAAGGCUCUCGUUCGUAUAAAUGCAAAUGCUGAACUUGAUUGAAGUCGCCGCGAUGUGUAUCUGCGAGGAAAAGUCGAUACUCUUGUGCCUCUGCGAAAUCUAGGUCGGAAUCAUUACGUAACGCGUCUCUCGUUCGUCGAAUAGACAAAGCGCCCAUAUCUCCGCGCGAAGAUCCCUUGAUCAGGACCUAUACGGUAGAUGAAGGAGAAAAGGUGAUAGUGGUGCAGGUAACAUGACUAAAGGUAUCGUGCGCUGAAACGAAGUGGGCAAAGCUGUACGGGGAUGACCGACGAGGGGCGGAGCUGCCUCGUUCCCCUGGAUAUCGACUAAACAAGCGCGGCUGCAGCUGCGAGCCUCCUCUCGUUGCUGGAUUUUGAGCAUAAGUGAUUGGCUCGCUCGUAAGGAUGAAGAGGAAACACGUCGGUGUUUUUCUACUCCUGCUGGUCCAGCUUCUCGCUGGGGAUGUAUUCGGCAUGGAGAACCUCGUCUGCUUCAAGAAUCACUCGGUGCUGGAGAUGUCCGGUGACGCCGUGCUUUCCGUGUUUAUAGACACGGACUACGGGCCGGAAUGCAACAUUUCAUCGCCGAAAAGUAUUCAAGAAGUGGCGAGCGCUCUGUUCGUCGCGCAGACUCUGAAUAAACUCGAGUACGUGCCCGGAGUAACGAUGGGUCUGCGGCUCUACGACACGUGCAACGAUCGGAUCUCGGUGUACAAGCAAGCUCUCGUCUCCGCCGUCGAGAUGGACUGUUCAGCCCACUAUGAUCUGGGCAUACUGGCACCGGAGCGUUACAUCGAGGUCCUCGAGCCUCUGCGCAGUUUGGACAUCCUCCCGGUGAACACCUACCCAUCGCCCAACCUGACCCUACCGCUGAUCGACGUUCUCGUCGACUUCCUCAGUGUCUAUCACGUGAACGUCGACCUGCUACUCAGCGGCUCGCGUUCGGUGCUGGAUCGAUUCCUCAAUACCAGCAAGGAGGCAGGCAUCUGUGUGAAGAGCGACAAGGAGCUCGAACCCGACGGCAACGGCACCGACCUCGUCAUCGUGGCUCUCGGAGAUUACGAGGACGUGAGCGGAUGGCUGGACGACCAGCAGGAUUUCGGCGACGAGGAAGACAAGCGGAUCUGGAUCGUUCUGCCACUCGAUAAUUCCAACGUCGAUGAAUUACUACCGGAAGGUUCGUACGUGAUAAAACCUGAACAGUUCGUGGUCGACCUGGGAGACGACCUAGAGACACCUGACCUGUCUCAGGUGCCGGUGAACGCAAUCCUUCGAUCGCCUCACUUGCUUAGCAUUGGUAAGGCCAUAGUGGAGAUAGCGAAAGUGUUGCAAGAGCUGCAGCAGAAGAGUUGCCCCUUCGGUUCUGCGGGCUGUGUGCUACCGCGCUUCGAAUCAGAGGAGCGACGAUUGAUGAGCAACGCCGACCUAUACGAGACCCUUCAUGUACCCGCCAAAUCCCACUCGACGAGGUACGUGGUGAACCGUAAAGUAGAGGGCGAACUGGCGGAGAUAAGCGCCUACAAAAUCGAUGCGACGAGUGCACGUUUCCGCGUCAUCGCCGAGAAGGAGUUGCCCAAACAGCCCAAGCUCUGCGUCAAGAAGCUCGUGAAGAACUGCUGGAAGUGCAUCAACUUCCAAGUGCAGGAGCACAGUGACGACGACGACGAAACGGACAUCUCCGAACUGGGCACCCUGAAAUCAUACGUCUGGGUACCGAUCUUUCUGACGAUACUCUGCUGCGGUACUCUGGCCUGCAUCGUUGUUUUGGUCUUCAUCGUCUAUCGAUACUUCGUGGAGGAUCUGCUCGACGGUAACCCAGCGUUGACGAUAGUGUUGAUUCUGGCGACGAUGAUGAUGCUCCAGAGCAUCAUUCCUUUCUGCCUGGAAGACAAGGUUAUGGGCGAGGAGCACCUCAAUUCGAGGAAGAUCUUCGUGUCGUCGUUGUCGUUUGGAUUGGCGUUUUCCGUGAUGCUGACCAGAGCACUGUUCUUGGCGUUCUCAACCGGUGGUGUGUUUUCGUCGCAACACAUCAACGGAUACCUUCAGGGGUUCAUGCUGUUCUUCAUGGCUGGCGUCGAGAUCGCCAUCUCCACGAUGUACUUCACUCUCAGCAGCGAUAACUCUGCCAAAGUCAUGCGCAGUCCUAUUUACAUCGCUCUUUUGAGCUACGACAUCUUCCUCCUGAUACUGCUGUUCAUCGUCUGCUGCUUCAUAGUUCAAAUUCAGCGCAACUACCGCGAGGGCAUAUGCUUCUUCAGUACAGCGAUAGGUCUGCUGAUCUGCUGGGCAGUUUGGCUCACCUGUUUCUUCCUCAUGUCCGUUGACAAGCGUGACCUCAUCGUCUGCUACGGUAUCCUAGGCACAGCUUGUCUGAUAAUCGUCGGGAUCCUGGUGCCCAGGACCUACUUCAUGUGUUCCCACUUCACGAGGGAAAAGGACCUAGUGGGCAGGUUCGAGCCAACGGAUCUGGGACCAGAUCCUAGGAUGAACAACACUGCCAGACAGGCGUUGGAUUUACAGUCCCGGCAGCCGUUCUACGAGUACGUGAGCAGCAGUGCCGAAGGCGUCGUCCAGCAGCAGCAGAUGCCACAGGCCAAUUACUACGGAAGCGCGAGCCCGAAUAACGGCUGCACAGGGGGCAGGUACGCGUUGCGGCAUCGCAGUCCAGAACCGAGACGUACGCCCGGCUACAACAAUUACGGAUUCCGACCGGAAAUGAGGGAGCUGGAGGCCGCUUACGUCAUCCCGCGACUCUACGUCGAGGAUUCGGACGUCAGCGGAUCGCAUCAGCAGCAUCAGCAUCAGUCGGCGGUGAAAAGCGCUUUGAGUACGAUUCCGGCUACCGAGGCUCGUUACGCCCUUCCGAGGUCCUUGCUGCGCAACAAGGCUCGGGGCAAGCAGGCCCGAGACAGUCGCCAGCGCGACCUGGACAACAACAGCUGCGUCGAGACGGAGGUCUACGUCCAGGAUCGGCUCUCGCCUACUCCCCAAGGGCCUAACGAACAUUACCCGAGGCGCAGCAGCAGCCCCAAGUUGACGCCUACUCAUGCGACUAUAAGGGAGGAGGACGAGGCUUUCGCGAGGAUCACCCGGUUUUGAGGACGUUUGGGAAGUAUUAGCUGCGCCGCCGGGGGGAUGUCUGUAAUUUGUUUCGUAUAUAACUUGGAUGAACUGAAUGUUACAUGUCGUCGACGUUUUUCGAUAUGGACGGUAUCCUCUUUAGAGUAUGUAGCGAGUGAAUUGGAGAAAUUUUUCAAAACAGCGAAUUACAGUAUAGCUAUACACUGUUAGGAAAGUAAAAAGACUUGCUGUAGAUGUUGAUCAUUUUUACGUUGACUUAAUCAAAUGUUUAUCGUUUAGGAUAUGGGACUCUAUACACCUGAUCCUUUUUUACCUUAUUCGAAUCCAAUCAUUUACUUACAUGUUUGAGAAUAAAAAUCUCGUUUGCCAAAUUGUAACAAUCAAAACCAGUAGUGUACAUAGUGUAUAUACAAGAGCAAAACCAACAACGUAUACGUAUCCGGGACCUCCAUAAAGCUGAAAACAGUCAACGAUUCGAUUGCCAUAUCGGUAUAUACGCCGUAAAACGAAAAAGUAAAAUACUGCCAUGUGUAUUGUGGUCAAUAAAUCAAUCCUUCGUUUGAUA
Molecule: messenger RNA, 3997 nt
Organism: Nasonia vitripennis (jewel wasp)
Lineage: Eukaryota; Metazoa; Arthropoda; Insecta; Hymenoptera; Pteromalidae
Gene: boss
Exons: 8
Coding region: 757-3450 (897 amino acids)
Biological process (GO): G protein-coupled receptor signaling pathway; visual perception
Cellular component (GO): membrane
Molecular function (GO): adenylate cyclase inhibiting G protein-coupled glutamate receptor activity; sevenless binding
Source: RefSeq, a predicted model, not a curated record